Molecule: messenger RNA, 1200 nt
Organism: Metarhizium robertsii ARSEF 23
Lineage: Eukaryota; Fungi; Ascomycota; Sordariomycetes; Hypocreales; Clavicipitaceae
Product: cyclopropane-fatty-acyl-phospholipid synthase
Exons: 1
Coding region: 1-1200 (399 amino acids)
Biological process (GO): lipid biosynthetic process
Source: RefSeq, a predicted model, not a curated record
AUGGUUCAAGAGCUCGCCAAAAUCACCGUUCCACGUACCGGCCUCGCUGCCUUGGUGGCGCAAUUGAACAUACCCGGGGAAGUCCAUUUUCCUGAUGGCCUCAUCAUACCAGUUGGUCAUGGACCUCCUAGUUUCAAACUAUUCUUUCGCUCAGAUGCGGCGGUUCGGACCCCCAUGACGGAACUUGGUGUUGGCCGCGCCUUCAUCAAAGGCGACAUCGAUAUCCAAGGGGACGUCGGCCGUCUUUUCGAUGCCAGAUCCAGCCUGAAAGACAAGGUGCCUUUGCGACAGAAGAUACAAUUCUUAUGGGACUCUAUUCGAUCAACAACCAGUAUGAAUGCGGAUGCCAUUGGUAAUCACUACGGUCGCGAGGAUGAGUUUUACUUGGCUUUUCUUGACACAUCCUUCCGCCUCUACUCCCACGGUUUGUUCGAAUCUCCAGACGAUACGAUUGAACAAGCGUCACAGAGAAAGCUCGAGACCAUGUUUUCUGAACUAGGCCUGAAACAAGGCAUGCGGCUUCUCGACAUCGGAGGCGGCUGGGGCGGAGUGACGCAAUAUUGCUCUGCUCGAGGCGUGCAUGUCACAACUUUGACUCUUGCAGCAGCUGGCGCUCACUAUGUACGGCGGCUCAUCUCGAACGCGGGCUUGUACGGCGAGGUGGUUUUGGAAGACUUCUUCAACCACCGCCCUGAGCAGCCAUAUGAUCAUGCUGUUGCAUUUGGUAGCAUAGAACACAUGCCCGACUAUCGCAGGUAUGCUCGCAGGGUCUGGGAUAUUCUCAAACCAGGCGGUCGGCUCUACUUGGAUGGGUCGGCGGCCGUUGAGAAAUAUGCCGUCAGUUCCUUCGCACGAGACUACAUCUGGCGCGGCACGCACACCUUCAUGACAGUCCAAGAUGUUAUUGCGGAGUUGCUGAACCAUGGAUUUGACCUGUUGCGUGUUGCGAAUGAGACGCGAGACUAUCAUCUCACAAUGCUGGAAUGGUCUAAACGGCUUGACGCCUCCAAGGAGGCAAUAAUCGCGGGCUGGGGCGAAGAAGUGUACCGGAAAUUUCGUUUAUUCCUCUGGGGAGGUCAACAUGCCUUUAAAGUGAACAGCCUACAGGCAUACCACCUAGUUGUUGAGCGGACGGCUGCAAAAGGACCUCGUCCAUCUACUCCUCGUCGGAUUUUUAGAGCCCUCGGGGAGCUCUGCUGA